Fusarium redolens is the source of this 774-nucleotide messenger RNA. RefSeq lists its product as uncharacterized. The transcript has a single exon. Bases 1 to 774 code for a protein of 257 amino acids. The record is from RefSeq and is a predicted model, not a curated record. NCBI's taxonomy places the organism in Eukaryota, Fungi, Ascomycota, Sordariomycetes, Hypocreales, Nectriaceae.
AUGUCUGCUCCGUCUACAGUCCUCAUCACUGGUGGAAACCGUGGAAUCGGCCAAGGCUUCGUCAAGACUUUUCUUGCUCGGCCUUCGCUCACUGUCAUCGUUGGCGUUCGCGAUCCCUCCCACCCGACCUCUAAGGCCCUCCAGGAUCUGCCAGUGGGCAAGGGUUCCAAGUUGAUCACCGUCAAGCUUGACUCCAGCGUCCCCUCUGACGCUGCCGAGGCCGUUGCUGCGCUGAAGGGGGAGCACGGCAUUCGCGCUCUUGAUAUUGUCAUCGCCAAUGCCGGAAUCGGAAACGAUGGCGGACGAGUUCGUGACACAGCCGUGGACAACAUCAACAAGCACUUUCAGGUAAACACAAUCGGCCCUGUCGUGCUGUUUCAAGCCGUAGCAGACCUCCUGCAGGCCAGCAAGACCGAGAAGCCCAUUUUCGUUGCAAUUUCAACCAUCAUCGGCUCCAUCGGCUCUAUGGAACUCUUGGCGGGACUGCCCCCUACCAGCAGCCCUUAUGGUGGCAGUAAGGCAGCUCUGAACUGGUUCAUUCGGCGCCUUCACUUCGAAGAGCCUUGGCUCACUAGCUUCGUCUUCCACCCUGGCCUGGUAGAGACCGAUCUUGCUCUUGCUGCUGUUGGCAGUGGUUCCAAGGAACAGCUCUCCGCUUUUGGAGCCAUCACUGUCGAGACCAGUGUUACGUCAAUGGUCAAUGUUAUUGAUAAGGCCGGUAAAGAGCUUGGUGGAACCUUUCAAAAUUACGACGGUACUACAAUCGCCUGGUAG